UCCUCCCUCCCAUUUGGACCUGUAGAUUGAGUCGGUCUUCGCACGAUUUUCCGCCCUCGUGCUCGUUUGAUAUCAACUAUUUGUCUACCGAUCUAUCCACCUCAUCUUUAUCGAUUCAAUAUGCGUCUCCUCGCUGUUUUCGCUCUCAUGGCCAGUGUCGCUGUCGCCAGACCUGCUGAAGCUAACACUCAGGCAUUAUGCGAGGGUGUUGACCGCUACUGCAAUAACAACGGCACCGCCGGGCCCUUCUCGUGCUGCGCACCUCUCCAGUGUGGAAGUGACUUCACGUGCCAGCACCCUUAUUAAACAUUGUGAAUAACGCAUACAACCACAGUCUUGCUUGCACAGAUACAUCGGACCUAUAGAAUGGAUGUGGAUCGAGAUGGCGAGCUGAAUUGAAUUGAACAGGAGCCAUUACCUUUGUAUUUACUACUUAAUACAUGUCAAUAUAUACCUUCUUUAACCUAUCAGACUUACUGUG
Messenger RNA from Aspergillus nomiae NRRL 13137, 481 nucleotides. RefSeq lists its product as uncharacterized. The transcript has 4 exons. The annotation marks the transcript as partial. NCBI's taxonomy places the organism in Eukaryota, Fungi, Ascomycota, Eurotiomycetes, Eurotiales, Aspergillaceae. The record is from RefSeq and is a predicted model, not a curated record.